AUUCAAUUCCACCUCUUCCAACAUCACAGCCACAGUCGCUCCGCAUCCUGUAACCAUGAAGCGAGUAAAAUGCUGUACCGCUUGUCGCCGACGACACAGAAAGUGCGUCACUCAGCCUGGGGCAUCUCAAUGCGGUACUUGUCUUGAGUCAGGGCAGGAAUGCCGGUUUGAGAAUGACAUUCGGUUCAAGCACACUCAUUCAGAGGUUCAGAAGGAAUCUGGACGGAAGUGGGCCAAGGUCCCUCGGAAGAUUUCUUUCACGACACCUCGUGGAAUUGAUGGCAAAGUGUCUGAGGAAUCGGAUACGAGGCUGGAGGCGAGUGAGUCGGCGACGCAGCCAAUAUCUGAAGGAAUGAUGGAGAUAUCGAUAGAUGAUCCUUUGCACUCCCAGCCUGAACCUGCGCCUUUGGACCAGUCACUCAAUUAUUGGGAAUCGCCGUCAAACUUCAUCACCGACGCUUCGGUUGAUCAAACCAUGAUCCCGCCAUAUCAACCGGACCACUCAGAGAGUUCAUCGCUACCCAGAGCAUCUAUCCCGUACAUUCUCGGUUCCGACACGUCUUCUCACCAUAUACCCGCCCAAGAUUUAAUAGUUCAAGGUCAUAGUCAAGAUCCCUUCGAGUUGACGGAACGAGAAGCCUUUCUUUUCAUGACCUACAUCCACAGACUCGCACCUCUUUCUGAUGCUUGUGAUGAUGCCCGCCAUUUCGCCCUCGAAGUCCCCCGUCUGGCACUCCAUCAGCCCAUGAUAAUGAACGGUCUCCUCGCGCUCGCAAGCCGCUACGACUCUCGCUGCACUAAUAGUUCCGACGACAUGGAAAGCACAUUUUACCAUAACAAGUGCAUAAAGCUCCUUAUCAAAGCUUUCGCUCAACCGCCCGAGACCUGGGACUCAACGCUCCUCACAGCCGUUGUUAUUGCGCGGUUGUACGAGGAGAACGACAAUGAGACGGAUUCCUACUAUCACCAUCUUAGUGGAACGCAGAACCUAUUGAAUCACGAAGUGAUUGCUAGGUUUGUCAUGCAAGGUGGGUUGGCUGAAGCGGCGAGCUGGGUUCACCUUCGGCAAGCUAUCUAUGUCUACGUUGUUCGAAGGGAACCUCUUGAGAUUUGUCUCGAGAACUUUGAGAGGUCGACCGUCUUUAGAAGAUGUGAUGACUCAGCGUAUGCGAACAGGGCAGUGUAUAACUUCGCCAAGCUCAUGAGGCUAUUUCUGCCAAUCGAUAGCCCCGAUGGCAAUCUUGAUAAGUGGGAAGUAGUCGAGAGGGAGAUCGAGGAAUGGUAUGAGGCCAGACCGGUUUCAUUCAAGCCCAUAUUUCACAAAGCGGCGGAUGUCUCGAGUGAUACUCCAUUUCCAGUCAUUUGCUUCGCUGCGUCAGUGCCUGUUGUGGCGAUGCAGCAUUACUACGCAGCCAAGGCUGUUUUGUGUUUGCGAGACAGCAGAGAGAAAACAGACAACCAUAGCAGACAAGAGUUUGAGACCAAGAUAUCCUCCUAUCUCUGCAUGCUGAUGGGUCUUGCUUUGUCAAAUUCUCAUGUGGCAAACGCAUUCUAUCUGCCUGCACAUAUGCUUUCACUUUGUGGAUACUGUAUAAAAAAUCCCUGUGUGCGGGCUCAUACCAUACGGUAUCUCGAGAAGGUUGAUGACAUGAUCAAAUGGAAGACAAAGGCACUGAUUGGGACGUUGAAGAAGGAGUGGGAUGAUCGGGACUAUUGAGGCUUUAGUCUGUUAAUUAGAUGUACAUUAUCUCACUAUAAUGACACAAGACCAGGCCAAGUUACAC
Fusarium redolens is the source of this 1784-nucleotide messenger RNA. RefSeq lists its product as uncharacterized. Gene Ontology annotation, molecular function: transcription cis-regulatory region binding; zinc ion binding; DNA-binding transcription factor activity, RNA polymerase II-specific. Gene Ontology annotation, cellular component: nucleus. Gene Ontology annotation, biological process: positive regulation of transcription by RNA polymerase II. The coding region runs from base 56 to 1717 and encodes 553 amino acids. The record is from RefSeq and is a predicted model, not a curated record. NCBI's taxonomy places the organism in Eukaryota, Fungi, Ascomycota, Sordariomycetes, Hypocreales, Nectriaceae. The transcript has 6 exons.